Messenger RNA from Carassius gibelio (silver crucian carp), 2254 nucleotides. RefSeq names its product DNA nucleotidylexotransferase. The coding region runs from base 136 to 1608 and encodes 490 amino acids. Lineage: Eukaryota; Metazoa; Chordata; Actinopteri; Cypriniformes; Cyprinidae. Gene Ontology annotation, molecular function: DNA binding; DNA nucleotidylexotransferase activity; DNA-directed DNA polymerase activity. The transcript has 11 exons. The record is from RefSeq and is a predicted model, not a curated record. Gene Ontology annotation, cellular component: nucleus. Gene Ontology annotation, biological process: double-strand break repair via nonhomologous end joining.
CUCUUUACCAAAACCAUAAACAAACACACCACACCAACUGCCAGUUUUGUCUUCCAAAGAAAAAUAAGAGUCAACGGCAUCACCCCGUGCAACUUUAAAGAACAGGCGACAGAAGCCCCAGGCCUAGGUUCAGAGAUGUUUCCGACAGCUAUUACUCGAAAGCGUCAGCGGCCUGAAGUAGCCUUCGCUCGGGGUCACGAGGAGGUCAAGUUCAGGGAUGUGACUCUGUUCCUGGUGGAGAGGAAGAUGGGGAAAAGCAGGAGGAAUUUCCUCUCUAAUCUCGCCAGAUCUAAGGGCUUCCGCGUAGACGACGCUCUCAGUGCUGACGUGACACACGUCGUGUCGGAGGGAAAUGCAGCGCAGGAUCUCUGGAGCUGGCUCGAGGAGCAGGGAUUCAGAGAGAUGCAUGACAAACAUGUGCUGCACAUCAGCUGGUUUACUGAGAGCAUGAGCGCCGGCCGGCCCGUGCCUCUCCAAAUCAGACAUUACAUACAAAAUCCCGCUGUGGGUCAGAGGUCGUGUUCACAUCCGUCAGCCGAACCUGAGACUGCUGUGUCUCCGUACGCUUGCCAGAGACCAACCACACUGAACAACCGCAGUAAGAUCUUUACAGAUGCGCUGGAGGUGCUGGCGGAGAACCUGGAGUUCUGUGGGAAUCCGGGUCCGAGCCUGGCGUUCCGGAGGGCGGCGUCUGUGCUCAAGAGUCUCCCUGAUGCCCCGAGACGUCUGGAGGAGACACAGCAUCUGCCCUGCCUCGGAGAACACAGCCGGGCCAUCAUAGAGGAGAUCUCUGAAUACGGAUCGUGCUCCAGAGUUGAGGAGAUACUGAAUGAUGAGAGGUAUCGGACGAUGAAGUUGUUCAGCAGUGUCUUCGGGGUCGGACCCAAGACGGCAGAGAACUGGUUCUGUAGAGGACUGCGGACGUUUGAGCAGGUGCUGAAUGACCCCAGCAUCAGACUGAACCGCAUGCAGACCGCAGGGUUCUUGUUUUAUGAGGACAUCAGUAAGCCGGUGAGCAGGACAGAGGCCAUCGCUCUGAAGAUUAUAGUGGAGGAAGCUGUCACCAGUGUCAUCCCAUCAGCCAGCGUCAGCAUCACAGGAGGAUUCCGCAGGGGGAAGGAGUUCGGACACGAUGUGGACUUCAUUAUAAAAACACCUGAGGCCGGACAGGAGGACUCUAUUCUGCCCGCCGUGAUCGAACGAUUCAAAAGACAGAGCAUCCUGCUGUACUCAGACCUCCAGGAGUCGACCUUUGACCUGCGGCAGCUGCCGACUCACCGCUUCGAGGCCAUGGAUCAUUUCAGCAAGUGUUUCCUGAUCGUGAAGCUGAAGGGCGAGCAGGAGACGGGGCGUGACUGGAGAGCGGUGAGGGUGGAUCUGGUGGCUCCUCCGCUGGAGCGUUAUGCUUACGCUCUGCUGGGAUGGACCGGGUCCAUGCUGUUUGAAAGAGACCUGAGACGAUUCGCCAGAUUGGAGCGAGGAAAACUGCUGGACCAUCACGCGCUGUAUGACAAAGCUACGUUCAGCUCAGAAGUAAAUGACAGUGUUUCAGCUCCAGCUCAGAGGUCUGUUAGUCUCCAGAGAGUCAUGAAACAUCCAGAUCUGUGAAAACCAUCCUGGCUGGAGGAUGAGUGAUAUCAGCCGAGCUCUCCGUGACAUCUGUGACACUCAUGUGUUCUUCAUUUACCAUCUGAUAGAGUCCUCAUAUUCGUCUGUACAAAAUCAGCUGCGAAGAAACUUACACAGCUUCGCUGCGACUGAAUCAGCCUGAAACUAGGGAUCCUGAACAUGCAGGAAUGCGUCAAAGAGUCUCUAACACACACAGAUAAACACACAUGGAUCUAAGAGCACGGAUGUUCAUUUCAAGCCUCAGUCAUUUUGCAGUGUUUUACUCCUUGGAGGUCAGAAAAACAAUUAGGGAGGUGUAAUAGGAGAAGAAGGAGGAAAGAUGAUGUUGAAUGGAUGGUACACGAGAGGUGGUGCAUUUAAGACGGAUAGGCUGUUAAACUGGUGUGUGUGUGUGUGUGUCAUGUGUUUCUGAGUCAUCCAAAUCUCUUCCUAUUAUAGUUUGUCUCUUUUGUGUUUGUGUGCAUUGAAGCCAGUUGAAAUGUGAAAACAGGUUGCUGUGCACUAGAAGAUGUUUGCAAGGGACUAAAUGCAUCAAAAACAAACCUUUAAAAAGAUUUUUGAUUAAAAUACAUAUGAAUGUGCAAGGAAAAAUGUGUAUUUGGCAUUUGCAUUAAAGCAUGUGGUA